UUUGUUUUUAACUUUGCCAGUGAUGCAGAAAAUUGGUUUUGUGAAUGCCCUGAACUCUACUCAGGAAGACUGUGCCAGUUCAUGACUUGUGAUGAAAGUCCAUGUGGAAAUGGUGCUACAUGUUUUCCAAAGUCCAGGCAAGACGUUGUUUGCCUUUGUCCAUAUGGAAGAUCUGGCAUCCUCUGCAAUGACGUUAUUAAUAUUACCCAGCCUAGUUUCAGUGGCACAGAUGUCUUUGGAUAUACUUCAUUCCUAGCUUAUUCUACGAUCCCAAAUAUCACCUUCUACUAUGAAUUCCACUUAAAAUUUCAGUUGUUGAACCACCACUCAGCUUUACAAGACAACUUGAUAUUUUUCACUGGACAGAAGGGCCAAGGUCUGAAUGGAGAUGAUUUUUUGGUGUUAGGCCUCUGUGAUGGCAGAGUAGUAUAUAGCUACAAUCUAGGUUCUGGCACAGCAACAAUCAUUAGCAAACCACUUGACCUGACACUCAAUAUUCAUGUCAUCCACCUUGGCAGAUAUCUCCAGAAAGGCUGGCUGAAGGUGGAUGAUCAGAAGAAUAAAACUAUCACUUCUCCUGGAAGGCUGGUUGGACUCAAUGUCUUCAGUCAGUUUUAUUUAGGGGGCUAUCAUGAGUAUAAUCCAGAACUCCUACCCAAGGGAUCCAGAUUUAAGAACGGCUUUCAAGGCUGCAUUUUUGAUGUGCAAGUUCGCACUGACGUGAAUCAGGAGUUCAAAUCACCAGGGACUCCAGAAGGUCACCCCAAUUCUGGUCGCAGUGUUGGGCAAUGUAAAGCUUCUCCAUGCAGUUUAAUAAAAUGCAGAAAUGGUGGGAAGUGCAUGGAAAGUGGCUCUACUGUUUAUUGUGACUGUCUGGCUGGAUGGAAAGGUGCAUUUUGCACAGAAAUGGUGACAGUAUGUGAUCCAGAGCAUGAUCCUCCACAUCUGUGCAAGCAAGGCGGUACCUGUGUGCCAUUGCCUAAUGGCUACAUGUGUCACUGUCCUCUAGGAACAAGUGGUACCUAUUGUGAACAAGAUAUUUCCAUUAGUGAUCCAUCUUUCCGAAGUAACGAAUCAUCAUGGAUGUCAUUUGCACCCUUUUACAUCCGACAUAAGACCCAUAUCAAACUUCAGUUUCAGCCUCUUUCUCCAGAUGGUAUCCUGUUUUACACUGCACAGCGUUUGGGUACUCAGUCAGGUGACUUUCUAUGUAUAUCAUUAGUAAAUGGAUUUAUACAGCUACGCUACAAUCUUGGAGACAAAACAAUUGUUCUACAGGCUAUUCAGAAGGUCCAUGCUGAUGGACAGACCUGGCAUGUACUCAGAGUAGGAAGAGUUGGUAAUGAAGGCUACCUGGAUCUGGAUGGCAUCAAUGUUACCCAUACAGCCAGUGCUGGGAUGAAUGUGCUGGACACGCACACAGAUUUUUAUGUUGGAGGGGUAUCUUCUCUAAAUCUUGUGAAUUCAAUGGCAACAGAAAAUGAACCCACAGGUUUCAGUGGCUGUAUACGAGAGAUUGUUAUAAAUGACAAAGAACUGAAGCUGACUGCGACGGAUCCCAAAGGUGGAGCUAAUAUUGGUGACUGUGACGGAACAGCCUGUGGAUAUUCAGUAUGCAAAAAUAAUGGAACGUGUCAAGUUGAAAGCUCGGGCUUUUCUUGUUCCUGCCCACAAGGAUGGAUAGGGAACACAUGUGAAGAAUCUAUUCACUGCUCACAGAACAGAUGUAGGUCUCAAGCUCUCUGUAUUCCCCAGCCCACUUUGCUUUCAUACACCUGUGUAUGUGCACUAGGCUGGUCAGGUAAGCACUGUGACAGCAAAAUCAGCUUUUUCACAGCAAAGUUUGUUGGUAAUUCCUACAUCAAAUACAUAGAUCCCCUUUAUGAAAAAAGAGACCUUCAGUACAGCCGUAUUUCUUUAAACUUUACUACCAAUCAAAUUGAGGGCUUAAUGGUGUGGCUGGGAAAAGCUGAAGAUGAAGACAAUGAUUUCCUUGCCAUUGGCCUCGCCAAUGGAGCAUUAAAAGUUGUGAUUAAUCUUGGAGAAAGAAUCUCUGUUCCAAUGAUUCAUAGCAAAGAUUUCACCUGUUCUGAUGAAAGAUGGCAUUUUGUUACCGUAAUUCAAAAUCAAACGUGUGUGAAGGUGUAUCUUGAUGAGGAGCUAAUUAUUUUUGAAGAUAUCGAUCCACACAGAAAAUACACUGCUUUAAACUAUGGUGGAAUUUGUUAUUUUGGUGGAUUUGAAAUUGGCAGAGAAGUCCGUAUAGUCACUGUAGGGCUCUUUCAGAAGGAAUUCAUUGGUAAAAUGAAAGACAUUGCACUCUUCCAAGAUUCUAAAAAGAUUCAGCUCAUGAAAGGAGAAGGCUAUAAUGUUCAUACUGGAGAUCAUAGAAAUUAA
Messenger RNA from Meleagris gallopavo (turkey), 2397 nucleotides. The record is from RefSeq and is a predicted model, not a curated record. Lineage: Eukaryota; Metazoa; Chordata; Aves; Galliformes; Phasianidae.